This is a messenger RNA of Cotesia glomerata, 2182 nucleotides long. RefSeq lists its product as uncharacterized. Lineage: Eukaryota; Metazoa; Arthropoda; Insecta; Hymenoptera; Braconidae. Gene Ontology annotation, cellular component: extracellular region. The coding region runs from base 63 to 2153 and encodes 696 amino acids. Gene Ontology annotation, molecular function: ribonuclease T2 activity; RNA binding. The record is from RefSeq and is a predicted model, not a curated record. The transcript is spliced from 4 exons. Gene Ontology annotation, biological process: RNA catabolic process.
CAUCAAGAUUUUAAUUAUUGUUUCACGUGUCUUCUCGGAGACAAGGCAAAAAUCUUUCGAGAAUGAAGCUCAAUAAGUGUCUCCCAUUGUUUGCAGCAAUUGUCAUCGUCAUCUUGCUGCCCCCAUCCGAUGCUGGAAAAAAGAAGAAUCUGUUCAAAAAAGUAUAUUCAUCAGCAUCACCUAUUAAUUCAGUCCCGCAAUCAACUACAAGCCGACCGCCUUCACCUACUAAUCCCAAUCCAGGAUCCUCAGGAGUCACUGAAGCGAGAUUGGUUACCCUAAAAAAGUCCUUUCGUUUACCCGGAACUUCUGAAACUCACAAAUCAGUUGAACAUCGCAAACACGAUGACUUCCCAGCGUUAGACGGGAAUCACGCUAGAAAGGUUGAUCAACAUGCUAGACUUUCACCGCCUCCUCAACGAAAGUCACCGCUUCCACCUCAAACCGAGUUAAUUUUAUCAAAAAAUCCUUUCGCACGACUCCCAGGCGCACGGAAAUCAAGCGACCAUGUGAACCAACCUAAACAACCUGAAGAGUUUCCUCCGUUAGGCGGCAGUGACGAGCGUCUCAACGCUAAUCGGAAUCCCGCAUUGCCUGGAAGUAGCAGUCAUGCCGAAGCUUUCAAUAAAAAGUCUUUGAGAUCACCUGAAGCUCAAAGGAAGUUUCCUCUUCAAGAUUAUCCCGCUUUGCCUGGCUCCAGUCAUUCCAAGAAUCCUAGCAGUCGCCCUAGCUUGGAAUCGUUGGCGAAUUCUCAGGGAAAAUCGUCCCUUAAUCAAAUUCCUACCUUACCUGGAAGCAGCAAUCAUGGCGAAGCCUUGAGUAAAAAGACUUUGGGAUCAUCUGAAGCACAUAGAAAGCUUUCUCUUCAAGAAUAUCCCGCUUUGCCUGGCUCAAGUCAUUCCACAAAUCCUAGCAGUCGCCCUAGCUUGGAAUCAUGGGCGAAUUCUCAGAAAAAAUUGUCCCUUGAUCAGUUCCCUGCUUUGCGCGGUAGCAGUAGUAGUCUUCGUAUCCCCAAGAACCCUCCAGCAGGAAAUCAAUCACCUAAUCCCGAAAAGAAGACAUCUUUGGAAGAAUAUCCCGCCUUGGGUGCUCCACGCUACCUGAAGUCUAGUUUGUAUCCAGUCGAGCGAUCAAACAGUUUAAUCCUAAACUCUCAAUCUUCCGCUCAUCACCCAGCAUUUGUGCGUGGUAGCAGUGUUGACUCUACCAAAGAUUUGCGCUUUUCCAGCCAAUUCGAUGGUUCGAUGAAUAGUCCAUUGCAAAAGAACAAAAACUUCUUCGGAAGCUCAUCGUCUUCAUUGGCGAGCACUUCAGGUCUUGGAGCUAGUUAUCACAGCACGUCUAGUGGAUCAUUCAGCUCACUAAGCGUUGGUCGAAACAGCCCGGGAUUGGGCAGAGGUAGAAAAUUCAGCGAUGCUUCUUUGGUACCACAGUUCUCAGUUGCCGUCAGUGAUAAAACCUGCAAAGACGACACCUCUCCAGCAGAACAGUGCUUCAAUUACUUCACUUUCAGCCUCUUCUGGCCCCCGGCUUUGGGAUACGAGUACAAGUCCAAUAACAAAGCAAUCAAUGACAACGUCAAUAUUGCCAGAUGGUCAGUUCAUGGAUUGUGGCCUUCUUCUUAUGGCGGCAUGACGCCAGAAAACUGCCACAAGCGGACUUCUGUUACCUUCAACCAGUAUCGAUUAGAGCGUGAAAAAGGACUAAGAGCCAGCUUAGAGAACAAGUGGAUCAAUAUUUGUCCUUAUAAACAGAAAGAAUGUUCUUUGGUUAGAUUUUGGGACCGCGAAUUCACGACCCAUGGCGCUUGCGCUGCAAGAUCGCCGUUGAUUGGUUCUGAUAUUGGUUACUUCAAAAUGGCGGUCAGUUUGUCGACUAGUCUCGACAUGGACCAUCUGCUAUCAAAUUUAGGUCUGAAUCCUGGGAAAAUCAUGACCUACGGUGACCUUGUGGAUAAAAUCAGCGAUAAAAUCGGAACGACUGUUCGAGUUGAGAUUGUUAAAAAUAGGAAAACUAAUGAAUGUUACUUGAAAGAAAUCAGAGUGUGCUACGACUUGAAUUUCCAUCGCAUCAAUUGUCCAGGAAAAAAACUUUUAUUGCAAGAAAUGAGGGAAUUAAAUAUUCGUCAUUUGGAUUAUGUACCGGCAAUUUAAAAAAAAAAUAAAAUUGAGAUGAAAUGUAU